Diorhabda carinulata is the source of this 2520-nucleotide messenger RNA. Its product is annotated as nicastrin. The record is from RefSeq and is a predicted model, not a curated record. Lineage: Eukaryota; Metazoa; Arthropoda; Insecta; Coleoptera; Chrysomelidae. Bases 283 to 2355 code for a protein of 690 amino acids. The transcript is spliced from 9 exons. Gene Ontology annotation, cellular component: membrane. Gene Ontology annotation, biological process: Notch receptor processing; protein processing.
AUUGUCAAUUCAGUCAGUUAUCAUAAUUUAUAUAUAUUUUGACAAUUGCAAUGUUAAGGAAUAUAGAUAAUUAAUAAUAAAAUUUGUAUUUCAAUUUUUAAAGUGUGGUGUUUCAAUUUUUCAGUAAAAUAUUAAAUGUCAUGUCAUACUUAAAGGAAAACUCCUAGCCUUAUGAUUUGUCAUAGUGAGUUUUUGACAAACUAACAAUUAUUGCUAGUUCAGUGAUCUUCGUGAUUCAUAUAUAAGUACAUUUUGACAAUUGUAAUGUAAAUAAAUCCAAUAAUGAACAAUAAAAUUUGUCUUUUAGUUUUUAAAAGUUUAAUUUUACUUCAGUUUAUUAUAAAAGGUUAUGGCAUUAGAACUAAGGAUAAAAUGUAUGAAAAAAUUUCAAGUACAAGUGCAUGUUAUAGAAGACUAAAUGGUACACAUCAAGUGGGAUGUACUUCAAAAAGAGGUGGUUCUAUAGGUGUAAUCCACUUCUGUGAUAACCUAAAAGAUUUAGAAAACAUAAUUUCUGAAGGCACUUCACCCCCUUACAUUCCAAUUUUGCCUACUAGAUUAUUUCAUCCUAAAAUCCUACAAUUCAUGAUUGACAGUGAGAAAGUGAAUGGAGUGAUUCUUCAUUCAGAUAAUGAUACAUUAAACAACUUUACUCAUGACAAUCAAUGCCCUAAUCCACAAUCUAGUUUAAAAGGUACUUGUAGUAAGGAUUCAAUUUGGAACCCUUGGGGAACCGGUAUGCUUUAUUUAGACAUACCUUUUCCUAUAUUUUACGUUGAAAAUAGUGAAAAUAUACAGAGUAUUAAAGAUUGCUUCAAUAAAUUCAAUAAUUACUCGUACAGUGAGCAAAUUUAUAGACCAUUAUGUUCUUUGGAAUUGAGGUCUUUUAUGUAUGCCACUACUAAUACUCCUACAUGUAUAAGGAGAUCUGAUCUUCUUACUUCUUUAAAUCCAACAAAAUUUUGUGAUCCAUUAGGGGAUAACAAUAUAUGGGCCAGCUUGCACCCUUUAGUUGAAACAAUUAAUAAAAAUGAAACUAGAGCUGUAAUAGAUCAAACUUAUAUUGUUGUCGCCGCCAAAUUAGAUACAACGUCGUUUUUUGAAAAAACAGUUGGUGCAAACAGCCCUAUAAGUGGUAUUGUGACUUUACUAAGCUUAGCUAAGUUUCUAAAUGAUACUGUUACUUUAGAAGACGUACAGAAAGCAAAGAAAAAUGUUUUAUUUUUCCUUUUCAAUGGGGAAUCUUAUGAUUAUAUAGGUUCUCAAAGAAUGUUAUAUGAUAUGAUCCAUGGAAAUUUUCCUGUUGAUGAUGUUGAAGGUUCCGAUUUUCUUCCUCCUAUUAGUCCGAUGAAUAUCAAUCUUUAUAUAGAACUUUCUCAAUUGGGUAAUUCAAAUGGAACACUUUACAUUCAUCAUUUAAAUGAAGAACAAGCAAUAACCAACUUUAUCGAAAUACUCAGAGAUUAUACUACGGAAGAGAUACAACUUGAAACUGUACCUAGAAGUUUACCACCAUCGUCUUUGCACACAUUCAAAAAAGAUUUCCCCAAUUUUCCAGGUUUAGUAAUAGCUGAUCAUAAAACUGCAUAUUCAAAUAAUUUUUACAAUUCAAUUUAUGAUGAUUCAAAUAACAUUCGUUUUAAGUAUUAUAAUGUGUCUAAAGAAGAAGAAAGUCUCAUUCCUAAAGACAGUAUACAAUAUUUUAUAACAAAUGUUACAGAAAUAUUGGGUAAAAGUAUUUUUACUGCCAUUACGGAAAGAAAUUAUACUGGGGAUUAUAAGUUUGAUGUUGUAUUGGUAAAUGAAUUGUUAUUUUGUUAUUUGGAAGAUUCUAGUUGUAAGGUGCAUCAAGCUAUCCACAAUAAUACGAAAUGGCCAAAGAAACCGUUAAAUCUAUACGUAGGUGUAGAACGAGGUGAAAAUAUUGCGACAACUGUGGCUGCUUUAACGUUAGGAUGGUUUACUGGAAAAUACGCAGGACCAGGGAAUAUUAAUUGUACAAAGAAACCUAAAAAUUCUGCGUUCAGUUAUUACAAUAUGUCGACUAGCAUAUAUGAUUUGAAUGUCACAAAUUGUUAUAAAAUAACUAUGAAUACAACAAAAGCAGUGAGUCCUGCUUUCAAUAUUUCAGAUUACAACUGGUCUUCUGGUAUGUACAGUACAUGGUCAGAAUCUACCUGGACGGAUAUAAGUGCAAGAAUGUUUCUUAAACCUUCACCCAGUCAAGAAUAUUUGAACAUAGCGUUAGGAUGCAUGAGUUUGUUAUUUUCUUUCGGGAUAAUGUAUUUAGUAAAAAUGAGGUCUCACAUUAUUUUUCAAUCUAUGGCUGUAAGCGAAGCACCAACUGACUGUUGAUACCUUAUUUAAUUCAUAAUGUGAGAUUAUUUGAUUAAAUUAUGUCGCAUGUUUUAUAUUUUCACUAAAUUGUGAUAUAUUUUUAAAUUGAAUUAAUUUUAGGGUGAAAAACAAUUGUCCAUUUCUUUUAUGUGUAAAUUUUGAAAUAAAAUGUACUAAUUUGUU